AUGGCGCGAACCUCGUCAUCGAAGAAGAAGCGCCUUCUCCAACGACUUACUCUGAGUGGCAAAGACAUUCUCAAGAAAUCUGAGCGAAAGAACAGGUUCCUCUUCUCCUUCCGUGGCCUCCUUGCCCCCAUUGGAGGCGGUAAGAUCCGUGCUCUCAAGAAUUUGGGCACCAAGAACCCCGUCUUAUACCUCGAUUUCCCUCUGGGUCGGAUGAAGUUGUUUGGGACUAUUGUGCCCCUAGUGGUCAGCGCCUUUCUACAGUCUGUUUGCCGCACAACUCUAAACCAUGAUAUAAAUUUGAAGAAAGGAGUGAAUAGUUGUACGUCUGAGUAA
Messenger RNA from Prunus armeniaca (apricot), 333 nucleotides. NCBI's taxonomy places the organism in Eukaryota, Viridiplantae, Streptophyta, Magnoliopsida, Rosales, Rosaceae. The record is from the annotation of a GenBank genome assembly.